AUGCAAAGGGUUGCCACUUGCUGCAAAGCCUAUGGAAGCUUGCUACGGUUCAAAGAGACCGUACAACAAUGGCAGAAUGUUUUGGACAGUGAGAUAUGGCAAUUAAAGGAAGCGGCUGUGAGCCUUUUUCCUCAUUUGUACUUAAGUUACAAUGAAUUACCCCCAGAGCUGAAACGUUGCUUCUCAUAUUGUGCUGUCUUUCCCAAAGAUUUUGAGAUAAAUGUAGAAGAGCUUAUUAGGCUGUGGAUAGCACAAGGUUAUGUUCGUCCAAAUCGAAGAGGUGAGCGCUUGGAGCUGGUGGGCCUUGAGUACUUCAACAAUUUGGCAAUGCGUUCCUUUUUUCAAGAAUUACAAGAAGUUGAGGGUUUGAAUUGUGUGAGGACUCUGACUUUAAGUUGUUGUGGGCUACAUGAAGUCCCAGCCGAGAUUGGAAGUUUGAAUCAUCUCCGGCACUUGGACUUAAGUUGGAAUCUUUUUGAGACACUGCCAGAAGCUAUAUGUGAUCUAUAUUAUCUGAAAACUUUUGAUAUCAGUAACUGUGGAGAUCUUUCGUGCCUUCCCCAAAGGAUUGAAGGCCUUGUACACUUGAGGCACCUUUUCAAUCUUAUUACCUAUGAAGUACAUCAAAUUCCACAAAGAUUGGGGAAGCUGACGUCACUUUGUACGUUGACUCAGUUCAACGCCAGGAGCAACUCUGAUGAUUUGGCAAUUCUGAAGUACCUGAACCAACUAGAAAGAUUGCGCAUUGAUAUUUAUGGAGAAGUAGAUUUUGGGAGUGCAGAACUUGGAAAGAAAAUUUACCUACAUGAAAUGUAUUUGUGGUUUAACCCUGGAGUCCACUUUAUGGAAACUCCAAGUUGCAUUGAAAGCAUGGAAUUGCCUCCAAACUUGCAACAACUUGCGCUAGAUAUGUAUCCAAGAAACCAGUUACCAAGUUGGCUUGUGACGAAGUCUCUCGUCAAUAACUUGACGAAGCUAAUUAUCAAUGGGCCGCGCAAUGUCUCAUCCUUGACUGACUUGUGGAAGCUGUCGUCCCUAGAAGAGCUUAGGCUCAUUAGAGUGGAAAAGCUGGAAUGUUUGGGCAAGGAAUUCUUUGGAAUCACAAUAGCACUGCAUGAGAAUAGUCAUAAUACCUUUGGUACAUUGUCAAACUCCGAGACAUCAUCUUCAGCUGAAGCAGCAGCAUUUCCUAAUUUGAGAAAAUUACAUUUUCAAUGCUGCCCAAAUUGGACAAAUUGGAAGACUUAA
Messenger RNA from Coffea arabica (coffee), 1248 nucleotides. The record is from RefSeq and is a predicted model, not a curated record. Lineage: Eukaryota; Viridiplantae; Streptophyta; Magnoliopsida; Gentianales; Rubiaceae.